UAAUAAAGAUCAAAUUUCUCUCUCUUCAAAGAACGGAAAAAAAAAACGAAACUUUAUUUCUCAAAUAGGAAAGAAGGAGCUUUCUUGUAGAAUUGAAUUGUGCCGUGCCUGGUUAAAGCAAAUUGAAUUCUUUUAGAUUCUCAGACAACGUAACGAAUCACUGUUUCGUGUCUGUCUGAUUUGUGCUUGUGUCCCUCUCUCUCUUUGCUUUUCUCCAUCUUCACUUUCUAUUUUUUUCUCGAGAAAAAAAAAAAAAACCUUUUUCUGAGCUUUCCGGGAAAGUUUUGUCAGAUUCGAUCACAAUCUUUAAUCAUCACCAAAGUCGCAACCUUUAGAAUAUGAAACCACCACAAUCAGCUUCGUUAGAUAGGCGGAGAGACGAUUUCCGGCGAGGAGGCUCCGACAUAUUCGAGAUCAUCGAUCACGCCAUCAUGGUCGCUGCCACAGAUUGUCCGAUCAAAUUCAAAUCGAGAAGAGACAAAAUCGCAGAGCUUCUCUUCUCCUGCAGAGUCACUCUCUGCACGGGAUGCCACCGCGAGCUAUCUCUUCCCGGAGAAGACGAGGCGGUUGAUGGCGGUGAGGAUGAUGUUGGUGGUGUUGGAAGUAAAGAGAGCAAAGCUAAUAGUAGCAGAGGAGAUAACAAUCAGAUUGUUGGCAGUUAUAGUUAUGAUGAUGAAGCUGAGGCCUUGAGCGAUGCGAUUGAAGAGUUCUCUAUGGUUUCUAAGGAAGUUGUUAGGAUCAAAGAGAUCUUGCUCAACAAAGACGACGAGCCACACUCGGUGAUACUUGAGGCUUUGAGAAAGCUAAAGUUGAUGUCUUUGGAUGUGGAUGUUCUCAAGAGUACUGAGAUUGGGAAGGCUGUUAAUGGUUUGAGGAAACAUGGUUCUGAUAAGAUUCGCCAACUUGCAAAGACUCUGAUCGCAGAGUGGAAGGAGCUUGUUGAUCAGUGGGUGAACACCACCAAGGAGAUCGCUGGUGGUGCUGAAGAAGAAGUGUUUCCUUCACUUCCAUAUGGUGUUGAUAUCUUUACACCGGAAGCAAACGGUUUUGAAAUGUUUAAUGGAGAUUUCUUUGAUUCAUUGGACUUUGAUGGAAAUCCUUGUAACUCUGGGGAAUACAACACAAGCCGAGCACACGAAAGAAAACCACAGAAGAGAAGACCAGAGGGAACACAAAUGAGGAUACAGAAGCCAUCAUCAGCUGAUGGGACUAGGAGACCUCUUAAUCAAAGGAUGAAGAACGAAGUGGGAUCUGUUCACAAGUCUGAAAGCCCCAUGAUCCAAAGGAGGAAACCUCCACAAGAAAAACUUAUAGGUCUUGACGCAGACGCAAAGUUUGAGUUUGCUAAGAGGAAACUUCAAGAGAGCUACCAACAACAUGAUAAAGCCAAGAAGCAGAGAACAAUACAAGUACUUGAGACGAUACCAAAGCAAGGUAGUAGUGCUGCUCAGAAACCGCAACUCAAGAGACCUGGAAUGAACAACAGAAGUUGGUCUAACGGUCGUAAAUAGCUUUAGAUUGGUGAAUAACUUUCAGAGGAGAAAGACAUUAUUUACAUAAAUACCACAAAUAUCUGCAAGCUCCGGUGAAAUAAGGUAAAAGCAGAGUCUAGUUCCACAAGCUUUGAGACAGAGACAAGCAGAGGAUGGAUGACGAGCAGAUUCCACAACCUAACUUUUCUUUGAACAGACUCUUUUUUACUCCUAUGUUUUCGUUCCGUCUUUGAUUCACCAAUUUGCAGCCUGUUAGGAUCCUAACUAGUGUUACGUUCUUGAGACUUUCGGUACAGUUCCGGUUUAGUUCAAUCCCGUUUGUUCGGUUUUGGGAGA
Molecule: messenger RNA, 1829 nt
Organism: Brassica napus (rape)
Lineage: Eukaryota; Viridiplantae; Streptophyta; Magnoliopsida; Brassicales; Brassicaceae
Product: probable mediator of RNA polymerase II transcription subunit 26b
Exons: 8
Coding region: 339-1511 (390 amino acids)
Cellular component (GO): nucleus
Source: RefSeq, a predicted model, not a curated record